ACAGCCGGACACUGAGAGACAGGCAAAUCGAUUGUAAUGGACUCGACUUCGGGGUAAUUGAUAGGCAAGAGGGAUGAAGUAGCGGAAGAGGGUCGUGCGUCGUGCCGUAUACAGGGUGUCCCCGAGUCACCGUCAGAUUUUCUAAUGGCUGAUUGCUUACGCAAAUCGCGCGACAACUGUGUCUAAUUAAGGUCGACGUUAUCAGCUGAAAAAACGUCUCGUUAACGACAGACGACGUUUGGACGAAGAAUCUGGCGGUGUGGAGAACACCGAGACAGUGCCGGGGCCACCCCGUAUGCUCACGAAUCGUGGUAAUCGCUACGAUUAUGCUGUCAUGUCGAUCGACGAGAGAGUUAUAAUCGAAUUUCGCGAAAUCGUCCCCGCCGUCUCCACCGAGAUCGUCCUGUCGUUUCGAGGGAAACGACGCUUAGGCUUAAACGCAGCACGUUGCAGCGACGUCACCGCUUCGUGCUAGUUCAUGCACAACCAAAGAGAGCAUGCGAUCUUUGUCGAGCGUUGUCUUCUCGCUUCACACGUUCGUCGUCGUAGUCUGGGCGCAAAGCGGCAUCAUCAUUCGGGAUUACUUUGUCCACAAGAAUGUGACCAGAGUCGUGGGAUUCUCCUGCGGAGACACGGAGAGCGACUUCCUCACGAUCAAGCUGCUGAACGCCGUCGGGAUCACCGCCAUGAUCAAACCGGCUGGGUUUCAACUGAAUGUUCUCAGGUAUCUCGAAACCGACCGCACUCUGGGGGUCUUCCUGGACAUACGCUGCCCGGAUCAGAAUAUCAGCGGCAUCUACGACGAAACGUAGAUGAGGCGAAGACGUUAGAAGACGACGUUUCCACGCAGGGCUUGGAUCAUCGCCUGUUCGACUACUCAUACAACUGGCUGAUCCUGGGGGCCAACUUGAGCGACAGUGUGCGGAGCUUAAACGAUAGCGGCUUCAGCGUCGUUACAGACUUCGUGAUAACAGUGCCGGAGGAGGAGCCUAAUUACGUUCUCUACGAUGUGUACAAUCACUUCAAAGUGCGCGGCGGAGCGCUGAACAUCACUAGACUCGGCACUUGGAGCGAGAUGAAAGGUCUCGAGGUUUUCUUGACCGAGCCGAAAAUCAUCAGACGGCGGAAUUUCCAAGGGAUACGGACCAAAGUGAUCGGGAUUGUGCUGAACAGACCGAAGAACGAAGUGAGUCUGUUGGAAUAUUUGGAGAGGGACAAACUUGAGAUCAUGGACAACUGGCCGAAAUUCGGCUUCACCAUCCUCUCACACGUCGCUAGUAUAUAUAAUUUCAGUAUGGAAGCCAUCGAGAUCGAUCAUUGGGAGAAGAACGACAGUCUGGGUCCCGUGAUGGGCGCUUUGAAGAGGAAUGUGGCCGACUUGGCGUAUUAUCCGUCGAUUUUGACGCACGAACGAUACGGACACGGGCGUGUCAUUCUUCAGCAAUGGCCAACGCGGACCUGCUUCAUGUUUCGCACCAUUCCGGCGGAGAAGAUGAAAACCUGGGUGAUACUGAAGCCGUUCGCACUGGACACGUGGUGCUCGAUCCUCGCGCUCGUGGUGAUAAUAAUUUUCGUUUUAUCCUUCAUACUGAAGCUGGAACACGCCAGCGAUUACAGUUACAGCGUCUCGGCCUUGGUCGCCAUUGCAGCUUUGUGCCAACAAGGUUUCCCUUCUCUCUCCGAACAAUCGGCCAGUCGAAUGGCUCUGAUUCAGAUCACGGUGUUCGGUUUGCUGGUGUACAACUAUUAUAAUGCGGCGAUAGUGUCGGCUAGGUUGAACGAGCCCCUCCAUAAGAUGAACGACUCGUUGUAUUCGUUGGCGCAUAGCAAGAUCAAGCUCGGCGCCGAGCCGAAUGUCUUCUUCAACUUUCUGCUGCGGAACGCCAGACCGGACGUGCAGUACUUCAAGCGUUAUUGGAACGAUUUGCCAGACGCGGGGAAAUUUAUCUCUAUCGAAGACGGCGUGCAGAGAAUGAAGAAGGGCGGCUUCGCCUUCCACGCCGACCCGGAUGACAUCUAUCCGUCCAUCGACCUGGAAUUCGACAAGCAGAUGAUCUGCCAGCUCACGGAAGUUCACUUGUUGCAGCCGUCCGAGCUCGGUUUAUGGAGCAACCUUCGCAGUCACCUCCAUGAAAUCUCCAAGAUAGCGAUGAUCAGGAUAUCCACCUCGGGAAUUCGGCGGCGAGAGGUACGUCGCCGACAAGCGAGGAAGCCUUACUGCCCGACCGAGGAGAUCUUCGUCUCCAGCGUGACGAUCUACGAAGUGGCGCCGAUGCUGAUCCUUUUGCUCUUCGGCAUGGCGCUUGCGUUGUUCGUCUUCGGUAUCGAGAACCUCAUGUUCCGCUUCAUGCACUCGCAACGAAAGAAGGACGUCUUGCCUCUUAAGCGAGACAAGCCGUUGCCGAAGGGCAAAGCACCGGCUAAGAAACGCGUCAGCCUGGCCCAGCCGAAGAAAAACGCUCUUUCCAAGAACGCACCAACAACGAAGCGAUGAGUCUCGUGAGGAGGGUGC
Molecule: messenger RNA, 2512 nt
Organism: Dinoponera quadriceps
Lineage: Eukaryota; Metazoa; Arthropoda; Insecta; Hymenoptera; Formicidae
Exons: 9
Coding region: 479-2494 (671 amino acids)
Source: RefSeq, a predicted model, not a curated record